AUGGCACAUGUUUUAGCGCGGCACCACCGCGAGAAUUACCUCUACCCGUCGUGUCUCCCUGACCCGAUCGUCAACCGGCUCAACUCAAACUACGUGACGCAAGAGCUGAAUAACCGUCUGCAGAAUCUCACAGCCAUUCCCGCCCGAGCGGUUAGCGGCGUUGACAGCAAACAGUGCAACGCAGGCUCCGUGUCAAUGACGGAGAUGGAGGCCAAAUCAAGAGGAAAGCAAGGAGCACACAGAACAGGUUCCACCCACGCGGUUCAUCACCAGAAAUACAGCCUUGUUUCUUUGAAGCUAGCUGCCACAAUUUGUAUAUCAUUAGGAUUUUUCCUCGUGGAGAUUAUAUUUGGCUUUAGGACCGGCUCUCUUGCGCUCAUCGCUGACGCUUUCCAUUAUGUACGGAACAUUGAAUUUUGGCCAGUCAAGCUCUCGGAGCGAACCGUCACUCCCAAGUCUCUUUCCUUUGGCUGGCAGCGUGGACAGCUAUUGGGAGGCUUCUUCAACGGCGUAUUCCUCCUCGCUCUUGGAGUGAGCAUUUUCCUACAAUCUAUCGAGAGGUUCAUCGACCUGAAGCCGGUCGAGAAUCCCAUCAUAAUCUUGAUCCUUGGGAGCCAUGAGGGCAACCACGCAAAUGGUCAAGCUCGGAUCCGCACGAGAGAUGAAGAGCGAGAUCCGGCCGUUGCCGAGGACGCGGUGCCAUACUCGGAUCCGACUCUUGCCUAUGAAGAAUCGGUGAGCGACCCCGGCAAGCUAUAUCCCAAGGCGUCCUUGGACCCAGUGCUUACUUUUCACUAUCAGAUUCCUGGCGUCAACGCUGUUCAUGAACUUCACGUCUGGUGCCUUAACGAACACAAAUCCGUUGCAUCAGCCCACGUGGCUGUCUCACACGAAAGCGUGCACGCCUUUACCAAGACUGCUAAGCUCAUCAACGAGUGCCUUUGCGCAUAUGGCGUUCAUUCAGUAGCUCUCCAGCCCGAACUCCCAAGCGCCAGGGCGUCUCGGCAUCUAGAAACGUCCGCUAGCGCGGCCGAAAGCCUCCAUAUUUCGGCCGUGGGAACCCGCGGAGCCGACCAGGGCCGAAACUUCGGAGAAGUGACAGCCGCUCGGGAGCCACUGCGUCUGAAGGACUGCCACCCUGAAUCUGCGACCCGAUACGAAGGCCCAAUGGGUGGCAUGCUUCGGCACUAG
Messenger RNA from Parascedosporium putredinis, 1191 nucleotides. The record is from the annotation of a GenBank genome assembly. Lineage: Eukaryota; Fungi; Ascomycota; Sordariomycetes; Microascales; Microascaceae.